Molecule: messenger RNA, 3366 nt
Organism: Aspergillus sclerotioniger CBS 115572
Lineage: Eukaryota; Fungi; Ascomycota; Eurotiomycetes; Eurotiales; Aspergillaceae
Product: guanine nucleotide exchange factor
Exons: 2
Coding region: 1-3366 (1121 amino acids)
Biological process (GO): Ras protein signal transduction; positive regulation of GTPase activity
Cellular component (GO): plasma membrane
Molecular function (GO): guanyl-nucleotide exchange factor activity; protein binding
Source: RefSeq, a predicted model, not a curated record
AUGAGCCCUCCAUUGACACCAUACGGUAUCAAAGACGACAGCAUGGAGCACACAGAAACGCCGAGGGCCGUCUUUCACAAUUAUCUCCGUGCAUUCUAUCCUUACCACCCAUCCGGAAAUGUGUCCCCGUCGACCGUCACCCUCCCCUUGGACCAGGGUGACAUCGUCCUGGUACAUUCUGUUCACACCAAUGGCUGGGCCGAUGGCACCCUGUUAGAUACUGGGGCUCGGGGCUGGCUACCCACCAACUACUGUGAAGCUUACGACCAACAACCGAUGCGUCCACUCCUGAAGGCGUUGACCGACUUUUGGGAUAUCAUCAGAGGCGGCUGUGGAUUCCCUCUAAAUGAUGCUGGCAAUCAGGAUCUUGUGCGAGGCUUGAUUGCUGGCGUGCGCUAUCUACUGCAAAAAUCCGAAUGCCUCACCCGCGAUUGUACUCUGGUGACCAGCCACGACGGUCUGCGCAGGAACCGCAAGGCGUUGCUGGCUGAUCUCUCAUCUCUGGUCCGGACCACAAAGAGAUUCCAGGAGGUGGGCAGCAGCAGUGCCACGCAGGACGAGAUCGAUUAUAUGGUGGACGAAAUGCUUCUGAAGGCCUUCCGCAUUGUGACUCGAGGUGUUCGUUUCCUCGACGUGUGGAACGAGGAAGUUGGUCUGAGCAGGACGAUCGCCGAACUAGAGCAGCAAUCAGCGCAUCAUCAAGGCCCACUUGCUUCGGCUGCUGAGACAGGCCCCAUAUCGGAAGCCGCCGCAUCCGAGGCCGACACGGAACGCAACGAGUCUAGACUCAUGAACCGCAGCCGAUUGGACAUGAGUCGAGCAUCCACUCGCGUAGACGACUCGCAGCAGACCCGUCCGAUGUCCGUGACCACCAAGCGAAUUUCCAUCUCCCACCGCGUCUCGACUUCGGGACCGGCCGCCGCUGUCCGAAACCCCAACCUAGCCUCGGAGCGACUGAACUCCGCAUACGAUGCAUUCCUGGGGGUGCUGGGUUCUUUCAUCGGGCUUCACCUACAAUCUCGCUCGUCAACAGAAUUGGUCGUGACCACGGAACAGGCGGUGCGCUCCUGCCGCGCACUGCUGACCGUCGUCGAGGCCACUUGCGAACAUGACCCGCAAGGCAGUGGGCUCCUAGAGGGAGCUAGAGACACUAUGUAUGAGCGACUAUCGGAAUUGGUCUACGCGGCCCGGGACGCCUUCCGACCGGCCCAUUCUCCAGAUGACGAGCUUGUGUUCUUGCCCGAUGAAGGCAAGCGCCUGGUGGAUGCCGCCACCGACUGCGUGCGUGCCGCCGGAAGCUGCCUGGCCAAAGCUCGACUAAUGCUGGAGGAGUGCGGCGAUUUCGAGCUGGACGCCAUGCCCCAGGACUUGGCCCCGGCGGUGAUUGACGUGAACAAAACCCCGCAACCGCAGAGGACAAGCAGCCUCCCUGUUAAUCAGGGUCGACCCCAAGAGGGGUCUUUGCGCUUGCCACCCCCUCCUCUACAGAUUCCCACCUCCAUCAACAACCGAUACUCCCCCCCAACCCCAGGUCUGACGGACGACACUACUCCCUCCUCCUUCCAAUCCCGUGGUGGAGCCAGCACUCCCGCCACCGAUAUGUCGUCAUUCCCCUCUACCAAUCUCCUCUCCUCCAGCCUGGAUAAGCUGUCCUUUUCCUCCAACGAUACCCAACCCAUUGAAAUUCCUCACAGAAAUAGCCAGCCAAAGUCUGAUGUUAGUGAGUCCUUUGGUCGGGGGGUGACUAGCAACGGCAGCAGCUUCACAUUCACCAGCCGUCUCCGCGACUCCGAGAUGAGUGGUGUGUCGCAGACCUCCACCCGGGCUACCUCACCAGAUAUUGGCAAUCACUACCAGGUCCCCUCCCUCAAGGGAAGCAUCAGCCACUCCACCCUGGCUGAGGAGAACGAAGAAACGGAAGCCAACAUUCUGGAGAAGACAUACGCGCACGAGUUGAUCUUCAAAGAUGGUCAGGUCAUGGGCGGAAGCUUACGCGCACUUGUCGAGAAGCUGACUGCUCACCAAUCUACGCCCGACGCUAUGUUUGUUUCGACCUUCUACCUCACCUUCCGUCUGUUUGCUACCCCAGUGGAGUUCGCGGAGACCCUGGUUGAUCGAUUCAACUACAUCGGAGACACCCCUCACACUGCAGGACCUGUUCGUCUUCGCGUGUACAAUGUUUUCAAAGGCUGGCUCGAAUCCCACUGGCGUCACGACUGCGAUAACAGUGCGCUCGAAUACAUCGUGGAAUUCGCUAAUACGACGCUCAUGGGCACCCUCCCGUCUGCGGGAAAGCGCCUUGCCGAGCUCGCCGAGAAAGUGUCGAUGGUUCAUGGCCCAGUCGUGCCCCGUUUGGUUUCUUCCAUGGGAAAGACCAACACCGCAACUGCACAAUAUGUGCAUCCAGACACUCCUUUGCCACCGCCCAUUCUGGGUAAGAAGGAAGUGAAUCUUCUUAAGCAGUGGAAGAAUGGCGAAGGCACCAUAUCCAUCCUGGAUUUCGAUCCGAUGGAAUUGGCCCGGCAGUUCACGAUCAAGGAGUCGCGGAUCUUCUGCGCCAUCCUCCCUGAGGAGCUAUUGGCGACGGAAUGGAUGAAGAAAUCGGGGUCAUUGGCCGUCAACGUUAGGGCCAUGGCGACUUUGUCCACGGACCUGACACACCUCGUGGCUGAUUCCAUCCUCCAGCUGGAGGAGCCCAAGAAGCGUGCAGCUAUCAUCAAGCACUGGGUCAAGAUUGCGAACAAGUGCCUGGAGCUCAGCAACUACGACUCAUUGAUGGCCAUCAUCUGCUCUUUGAACUCGUCCAUGAUCUCUCGCCUGAAGCGGACCUGGGAAGUGGUGUCGCAGAAAACAAAGACCACUCUCGAGUGCCUCCGGGGCAUUGUUGACGUUUCCCGCAACUACGCUGUUCUCCGGCAACGACUCCAGAACCGCGUCCCUCCUUGCCUGCCGUUCGUCGGGACAUAUCUCACAGACCUCACAUUUGUGGACCACGGCAACCAGGCGCUGCGGAACUUGCCGACUGAUGAGGGUGAGAUGGCAGUCAUCAACUUCGAUAAGCACAUGAAGACGGCCAAGAUCAUCAGCGAGCUGCAACGGUUCCAGAUUCCGUAUCGACUGACAGAGGUGCCGGAACUGCAGGCGUGGAUGCAGAACGAGCUGGUCCGUGUGCGAUCGAGUGGCGAGAAGAGCCUGCAGACGUUCUAUCGCCGGUCGCUGGUCCUGGAACCCCGGGAAGCACCUCAGCCACGCAACAUGCAGCCCGAGUCCAGCUCCUCUUCGAUCCUGGAGAACGCCAAGGACAAGUUCGACUUCCUGUCCUGGACACAUCCCUCCAAGGCUAAGUCGGUCGCGACGAACGGCUGA